Messenger RNA from Chelmon rostratus (copperband butterflyfish), 2752 nucleotides. It is a transcript of the gene ap3m1, whose product is annotated as adaptor related protein complex 3 subunit mu 1. Lineage: Eukaryota; Metazoa; Chordata; Actinopteri; Chaetodontiformes; Chaetodontidae. The transcript has 9 exons. Gene Ontology annotation, cellular component: clathrin adaptor complex; cytoplasmic vesicle. Gene Ontology annotation, biological process: endocytosis; intracellular protein transport. The coding region runs from base 242 to 1498 and encodes 418 amino acids. The record is from RefSeq and is a predicted model, not a curated record.
UUUCCCUGAAGUAGCCACCAGGUUGACGCCAGAGUUUUCUUGAUAUUUAAACUAUCCAGGAUAUAUUUUAAUACUUUAACAGUACUAUUUAGGCUUUAUUCUUUUGAUUUUGUCGGUAUUUUUUCGUGACUUCGUUGUGUUUACGUGUGCACAAAUCUGCAGGCGUCUCCUCAGCAGGCACUUCUGCCAUAUUGGCACCGAUAAAUAUUCUUGGCACGAUCAACUGGAGUUAGCAGCUGAGAUGAUCCACAGUCUGUUCCUGAUUAAUCACUCGGGAGACAUCUUCCUGGAGAAACACUGGAAGAGUGUCAUCAGCCGGAGUGUGUGUGAUUACUUUUUCGAGGCGAAGGAGAAAGCAGUGGACCCGGAGAAUGUGCCCCCUGUCCUGCAGACCCCACACCACUAUCUCAUCAGCAUAUACAGGGGCAAGCUUUUCUUUCUGUCUGUCGUCCAGACUGAAGUCCCUCCGCUGUUUGUCAUCGAGUUCCUGCACAGAGUGGCAGACACAAUCCAGGACUACUUUGGAGAGUGCUCAGAAGGCAUAAUCAAGGACAAUGUGGUGACAGUGUACGAGCUUUUGGAAGAGAUGCUGGACAAUGGCUUUCCAUUAGCAACAGAGUCCAACGUCCUCAAAGAGAUGAUCAGGCCUCCCACCAUCCUGCGAUCGGUUGUCAAUACGCUCACAGGAGGAAGUAAUGUUGGAGAUAUGUUGCCGACAGGUCAGUUGUCCAAUGUCCCAUGGAGGCGUGCUGGUGUUAAAUACACCAAUAAUGAGGCGUAUUUUGAUGUGAUCGAGGAAAUAGAUGCCAUUCUGGACAAAUCAGGUACAACCGUAUUUGCAGAGAUCCAGGGUGUGAUUGAAGCCUGCGUGAGGCUCACUGGGAUGCCUGACCUAACUCUGUCCUUCAUGAAUCCUCGUCUCCUCGAUGACGUGAGUUUCCACCCGUGUGUGCGGUUUAAACGAUGGGAGGCGGAACGUGUCCUCUCUUUCAUCCCGCCAGAUGGAAACUUCACGCUAAUGAACUAUCACGUCAGCUCUCAAAAUCUCGUGGCCAUUCCAGUGUACGUCAAGCAGAGCAUCAGUUUCUUUGAGACGGGACCUUGUGGUCGUCUGGACAUCACGGUUGGACCCAAGCAGACCAUGGGGAAGACGGUGGAGGGCUUGAUGGUCACUAUCCACAUGCCUAAAGCUGUGCUCAGUGCCAACCUCACAGCCACACAGGGGAACUACACCUACGACCUCGCUACCAAGGUGUUGGUUUGGGACAUUGGGAAACUGAACCCUCAGAAGCUUCCUAACUUGCGAGGCAGUCUGACUACACAGGCAGGUGCCCCCAAACCUGAAGAUAACCCCUCACUCAACAUUGACCUGAAGAUACAGCAGCUCGCCAUAUCAGGUCUUAAGGUGAGUCGUCUUGACAUGUACGGAGAGAAGUACAAGCCGUUUAAAGGGGUCAAAUAUUUGACCAAAGCUGGGAAGUUCCAAGUGCGGACCUGAGUAUUGACUGUUGGAGGCCGGCUGUCAACAAUCCAAUGUGCCAAAUAGGGGGAAUGGUUACCACCCCGCUGAGGCAUCUCCUCAAUAAGUCUUAUCCUCAUUGUAAUUAAUGAAUGAUUUUGCAUUCUAACAGUUAUUUAUUAUGUGUUUGGCAUUACAUAUAUAUGACUGGAUGGUAUUUGUGACCUGUAAAGGGAAGCCUUAAUAAUCAAUGUGACCCUGUUGACAUGCUAUUAGUUUCUAUCCAGUUUAAAUGUGCUGCAUUGUGUGCACCAUUCCUCUUUCGUUUUGGACUAUUUCUGUUUUGUUUUGUUUGUUUGUUUUUUUGGUCUAACACCUUCUGAGUGUUGCCUAAGGGGAGUAUUUCCAUUGAAAAGGGACACUCGCUGCUCACCGCCUCACUGCAGCUUCUCCAACAAACCCAUACAAUCCUACUUGCAUGUUGCCUGCGAGUAAGCAGCUAUGCCUUUGAAGACCUUUUUACUAUACUUUAAUAUAUGGUAGCAAGUUUUAUAUAUAUAUAUAUAUAUAUGUUUAUUUUUGAAAAAUAUUAUCUCUUUCUGAGUAGCUGCAGUGUGUCUUGAGGCACUGUUUUUGGUGCAGGUAUUUUUGCACACAUUCACUCUUUAAUGUGGCCUUGUAAGGGUAGGUUAAGGUGCUUUGUAUUAGCACAGUACAGCACAACCUGCAUGUUUUCUGAGGCACGAGGGAAGUACAUCUUAAAAACAAAAUAUAUCUUAUAUCUAAGGUACAUAGUUUGACUAAGGGAGAGUGUACUACUCUCUACAGGGUCUAGAUGCGAGCGAAUGAUUCAGUGUUGGGAACAGUAAAAAGCACUCAGAAAUCUACAGUACAUUACGUGAUUCUCACAUAAUCUUGAAUGCAACUUCUUUACUCAGCACAAGAUUUGCACAAUCAAUUGUCCAUGUGGAAAAUACUACUUAAAACUCUUUUACGAAGUUAAAUCUGCAUUUUAGUGUAUAAGAUGUCUUAUAAAAGCUUUGAAAUUGUGUGUUUAUCUGUGCUUUUUUUUUUUGUUUUGUUUUUAGCCAGUCUAGGGAUGGCACUGUUGGCUUAUGAGUUUGGUAUAUAGGACCACCACUUUGGGCCAGACUAAAAUAUCUCAAAAACUGGAUGGAUUGCUGUGAAAUGUGGUACAGUUAUCCUGCUCAGAGGAUUAAUCUUACUGACUUUAAUUACCCCCUGAUUUGUUCUUGGUGCCACCAUGAGGUUGACUUUUGUGGUUUUGUCUUG